CAGUUAUAGCAGCAGCAGCAGCCCUUCAAAUUUUCUGAUAAUUAAUUCCACUCUAUUUAAUUUCCUGCCAUUUUUAAAAUUUUCAAUCAUUAAAACUCAGCCAUACCACUACCACCACCCAGCCUACAGUGUCAAACCCGUUGUACAUGUCUAAUCUCUCUCAUCAAGAAGAAGAAAGCUGUCAUUUUCUUGGCAGUGAAAGAAAGCACAUGCUUCAAAUUCUUUGGAUGGAAUCUCUUCUGUGGCUUCCAUGAAUGUUGGCCUCUAAAGUUUUGAUCUUUCACCUACUCAGCUAAAUUCUGCUCUCGGGUAUCUCUGUAUCUCUUACUUUUGUCUUGUUUUCUCUUCCUUUAAUUUGGUUGGGUAUCAAAAGCUUUGACAAAGAACCUUAGCAGUGGAGACCCGGAUCAGUUUUUGUUUCAAAAAGUCAACUUCUGGGCUCUCCAAUCGCCAUUCGUUUGUAAAGUUUCAAGCUCUGGCGAGUGGUGUUUUCAAUCCUGUACAUAUUCUUCAUUGAUGCUGUCAAAUUUCUCUCUUUUACUUGUUUUUUGUAUUGUUUUUGACAAUUUCCAUUGCUGUCACUCUAUUCUUAUUUGAUGUGAGAAUUGAGAUCUAUCCUUUUAUACCAUUUUGUUAUUGGAAGAAAGAUUCUGGUGUGUGAUUCUGUUUGUACUGUUCAUAAUACCCUGGAUGUUGUUGGCCCAUUGAGUUUUUGUGGACUUGGUAUUUCUGCUACUCAUCCUACUCAGUUUAUAGCUUAAAUACAAUUUAAAACACAUUCUCUGGUACUGAAAUUCUCACCAUUUUCAAACCAUUUGAAAUCUCUCCUCGCAUUUUGAAUCAAUUUCUAGUACCUAAUAAGGAGUCAUAUUGGUGUCCAAUUGAAUUCUUUCAUCAUACAGUGGGGCACAUUUUGAAUCAUCCAUCUAUUUUGAUAUUAUUUCCCCAGGUUCUUGUCAUUUUCCUUCUAAAUACAUGCCUCUUGAUCAAUGUUAGUGUGGUUAGACUCUAGGCACCAAUGUCAAUCUUAUGUGGCGUACCUCUCCUUGAGUGUGUGUAUUGUCUAGCUUGUGCUCGAUGGGCGUGGAAACGAUGUCUCCACACUGCAGGUCAUGACAGCGAGACUUGGGGUCUUGCAACUGCUGAAGAAUUCGAGCCAAUUCCUCGCCUUUGCCGCUAUAUUCUAGCUGUUUAUGAAGAUGAUCUUCGGCACCCUCUUUGGGAACCUCCUGGAGGGUAUGGAAUAAAGCCAGAUUGGUUAAUCCUAAGAAGAACAUACGAAGAUACUCAUGGAAGGGCGCCACCAUAUAUAUUGUAUCUUGAUCAUGACCAUGCUGAUAUAGUUCUAGCUGUCAGGGGCCUUAAUUUGGCAAGGGAGAGUGACUACGCUGUACUUUUGGAUAAUAAGCUAGGGAAAAGGAAAAUUGAUGGUGGGUAUGUCCACAAUGGGCUAUUGAAGGCUGCUGGUUGGGUUUUGGACGCGGAAUGUGACAUUUUGAAGGAAUUAGUGGAAAAGUAUCCGAAUUACACAUUGACUUUUACAGGUCAUUCUCUGGGGUCAGGUGUAGCAGCAAUGCUGGCACUAGUGGUAGUGCUACAUCAUGAUAAAUUGGGAAACAUUGAUAGAAGGAGGAUCAGAUGCUACGCAGUUGCACCUGCACGAUGCAUGUCACUUAAUUUGGCUGUCAGAUAUGCAGAUGUUAUCAAUUCUGUAGUGCUUCAGGAUGAUUUCUUGCCGCGGACAGCCACGCCCUUGGAAGACAUUUUCAAGUCACUUUUCUGUCUGCCCUGCCUACUAUGUUUAAGGUGCAUGAGAGAUACUUGUAUUCCGGAUGAGAAAAUGAUCAAAGAUCCGAGGAGACUGUAUGCACCUGGCCGCCUAUAUCACAUUGUUGAAAGGAAGCCUUUCAGAUUGGGAAGAAUCCCCCCUGUUGUGAGGACAGCGGUACCAGUAGAUGGGCGGUUUGAGCAUAUAGUUCUUUCCUGUAAUGCUACUUCUGAUCAUGCAAUCAUUUGGAUAGAGAGAGAAGCCCAGAGGGCUAUGGAUAUAAUGGUAGAGAAAGAUCAUAUCAUGGAGAUCCCAGCAAAGCAAAGGAUGGAGCGGCAGGAGACUUUGGCCCGAGAACACAGUGAGGAGUACAGGGCUGCAUUACAAAGGGCUGUUACACUCUCAGUUCCCCAUGCGUAUUCACCUUCCAAGUAUGGAACUUUCGAUGAGGUGGAAGAAGGAGAGGAUUCGCAAAGAUCUAGCGGGGAAUCUUCUUUUGGUUCUUCGAAGACAGGCAAGAUAAGAGAGAACUGGGAUGAAUUGAUUGAACGUCUUUUUGACAAAGAUGUAUCUGGUCACAUGGCUCUCAAGAAAUCACAAAGGGAUGGAUGAUUGAUCAUGGAGAGGGAGGGGAUAUGUUUGCUGCAAAAGACAUUAAAUUGAAAUUAUAUGUCCAUUGAUUCUUGAGUUAAUAAGUAAAUGUAGGAUUGAAAAAAAGAAAAUGAAAAAUUUGAGAAUUGGAUCUAUGUUGCGAACAUGAUACAUGGAAGAAAUAGAUGGCACUGAUCCAAUAUCUCUCA
Molecule: messenger RNA, 2568 nt
Organism: Populus trichocarpa (black cottonwood)
Lineage: Eukaryota; Viridiplantae; Streptophyta; Magnoliopsida; Malpighiales; Salicaceae
Exons: 5
Coding region: 1019-2380 (453 amino acids)
Biological process (GO): lipid catabolic process
Source: RefSeq, a predicted model, not a curated record